UUUAUUGUCAAUCGCAACAACCAGAUAAAAAAAAAGAAACGGUAAAUCUUACAUGUUAACUUUCAAAACACAUGUAGGUUGAUAUUGUGCGUAAAAUUAGCUCAAUUAACCCUUGAAUCUUUUUCCUGGAACAUGUCCUAUUCUAAAUUGAUCAAUCCAAAAAAGAAGAGACGGGUGUUUGCCACAAAAGAAUCACCGUUCCCUGUUCCUAUAGCAAGCAUUACUAGGGAAUCAACCUCUGAGAAGCAAUGGUUGUAUUACACGGGAAAUCUAGUGGGGAACCAGGUUAUGGUCCACCACUCAGGAGAUAUCAAUUUUUUGUAUAAAAUGGGAUUUUUUGGCAAGGGAACCCUGUCCAGAAGUAAACCAGAGUUCAAUCAAAGAUGUAAGCUGGUUUCUCUCCCUAAGUGUGAUGGAGAGAUCAACACAUACAGAGUGACCAGUAGGAGAAGCUACUUAAGGAGACUUAAUUGGCAGAAUGCCAAGUCAGGUGACCCGGAACUUGAAGAAUAUGACAGUUCACAGGAAGUGGAAUUCUUGGAUGAUGAAAUAAAUCAUGAGGAAGGAGAAACAGAGAAUGAUAUGCAUGUAGAUACACCAUCAAGUAAUAAGGAUAACAAGGAAAGUAAUAAUCAAGGUAAAGAUUUGAUUGGUCCAGUAACCAACCAAUCAUUUGAAGGGAAUGAAUGGUCAGCAGCUGUGGAAUCAUGGGAUAAGGCAGAAGCAGAUGAGGAUUUCUGGGGUGUGGAUCCAACAGAGGAAACCAACAAAAACCAAUCCUCAUCAAAUUUAAGAACAAUAACUAAUGAUUUGACAGGUAAAAGAAAAAGAGUAGAUGAAUGGGAAGAUUCCAGGGAAGAUGUUGACUUCUGGUGUAGUGAAACUUCAAAUGUUCUCUCUAAUCAAGACAAAGAUGCAUCAAGUUCUCAAACUAAAAUCAUCCCAUCAAAGGAUUUUUCUCUGAAUUCUGCUGCUGAAGAAAAUGUACAGGUAGAUGAAGAACUUUCGGAAUUGGUGCCAAAUGUUGGAAACCAUGACAUAAAUAAACAGACUGAAAUUUCUCAUAGGAAUUUAACUGAAACAACUGAGAUGGAUACAAUGAAUGUUCAAACUGGUCCAGAUAAAGAAUUAACUGAUAAAAAGGGAGAUGAACAAGGUGAUCCAUUGUGCGAGUCUGACGAGGAAGAUGGAGAGUUGUUUGUGAUGGAGGAUUCUGAAAAUGAAAGUGAAAAUAGGAAAAGGAAAUGGAAAGAACUGUCAUGGAAACCAGUGGUUAAAGAAGAUCCUUACUAUAUCAAAGAAUUCUUACACCUUACUUUCCAAGAGAGUUUCUAUUUGGCCUAUGGACUUGGAUGUCUACGAGUAUACGAAAAUGACAAGCUUUUGAAUUUGUCAGAGAUGUGGGGGAUAUUUUGUCAAAGACAAAACAGAUUUGUCUCCCUUUAUGUAGCAUACCAUUACUUCAGAAGUAAAGGAUGGGUUCCAAAAACUGGACUGAAAUUUGGAGCAGAUUUUAUAAUAUACAAGGAGGGUCCACCAUUCUACCAUGGUAGUUACUCUGUGCUGGUGAAAAUGGUAGAUGAGAAUUUAGUCGAGGAGGAAAACUCACGAACUUUGACCUGGACACAGCUGGCUGGGUUGAAUCGCCUGACUGAACAUGUAGCCAAGGAACUGAUGAUAUGCUACGUAAUCAGACCUUCACACCUCACACAAUCUGACCUCAUGUCAUCUCCCAGAGUUAUCAGUCAAUUCAAGGUUAAGGAGAUGGUUGUUUCACGCUGGGUUUCCUCCCAGGAAAGAGAGUCCAAGAAUUUAGAAGAAAUACCUUGACCUUAUUUUUAAUGACAAUUAAUUACUGUGCAAUAAAUUUGAGACCUUUGUUGCUUUCACAUAGUGAAAGAUGUCCACUGUUAUUUAUGAAUUAAAUUAUUUCAAAUUAAAUGUUAAGUUU
Saccostrea echinata is the source of this 1951-nucleotide messenger RNA. RefSeq names its product tRNA-splicing endonuclease subunit Sen2-like. Gene Ontology annotation, molecular function: nucleic acid binding; tRNA-intron lyase activity. The record is from RefSeq and is a predicted model, not a curated record. Gene Ontology annotation, cellular component: tRNA-intron endonuclease complex. Gene Ontology annotation, biological process: tRNA-type intron splice site recognition and cleavage; tRNA splicing, via endonucleolytic cleavage and ligation. Bases 133 to 1830 code for a protein of 565 amino acids. The transcript has 9 exons. NCBI's taxonomy places the organism in Eukaryota, Metazoa, Mollusca, Bivalvia, Ostreida, Ostreidae.